This is a messenger RNA of Pararge aegeria (speckled wood butterfly), 951 nucleotides long. RefSeq names its product tetratricopeptide repeat protein 12. Lineage: Eukaryota; Metazoa; Arthropoda; Insecta; Lepidoptera; Nymphalidae. Bases 109 to 849 code for a protein of 246 amino acids. The record is from RefSeq and is a predicted model, not a curated record. The transcript is spliced from 3 exons. Gene Ontology annotation, molecular function: protein binding.
UUAUGUCAAUAUCGCUAGCCACGCGUUAAUAGCUACAAUCUCGUUUACAUAAAUAAACACAGAUUUCUGAGACUUAUUCAAACAAUACUGUAUCUUUAACAAUAAACAAUGAGUGUAAACAGAAGAUUAUCGAACCCUGCAUUCAAGACUAACCAGCAAUAUGAAUUGAAUGAAGAAUGGAACAACUUCAUGAAGAAGAUAGGUGAAGUAUCCGGGUUGGUGAGGGAUAUGGCGAGCGGUGACAAAGGAAAAGCUGAUGCCGCUACAGCCAUAGCUGACGAGUACCUUAAAGGCAAAGUCAUAUUGGAUGAGGAUGUGAAAAUGAAGGUGAAGGGAGAUCGAACCGUGAUCAAUCACAAAGCUUUCCGAUCACUAGAUAAGAAAGACACUGGAGAAAUGGACAAAGACGCAUGGAUGGCAGAAGUAGGCAAAGAUGCGGACCGCCGAGCUUUAGACCGCAAGAUUCGCAAAGAGAAGGCCGACACUCUCAAGACUCAAGCUAUCAAGGCUUUCCGUCGCCAAGAGUACGAUAGGGCGCUUUCCUGUUACAACCGAGCUAUCGAACAGGUUAAGGACAACGCAAUGAUGUACUGCGACCGGGCUCUGACAAAUAUCAAGCUUGGGAAAUACGAUAAGGUUUUCAUUGACUGCGAAUGGGCUAUACGUCUCAAUGAGAAUAGCUUUAAGGCGCGUCUGUAUAAAGCUAAGGCCUAUAAGGAAUUAGAAGAAUUUGACAAACUGAAGGAAUGCAGGACAGAGUUAGAUGAAAAGUUUCCACAGCACGAAGAUCUUAUUAAAUAUUUUCUGGAUAAAAAAGAAGGUGUUGAAGAUGAAGAGGGAGAUUUGUAGAAUUCUCUACAUCCUUUUAUCGAAUUUUAGGAAAAACUUCAGCGAGUAUAUUUUGUUUUUCAGUAGUUUCCAUUUUCAAAUUCUUGUAGUCAUUAAUUUUAG